Molecule: messenger RNA, 2552 nt
Organism: Planococcus citri (citrus mealybug)
Lineage: Eukaryota; Metazoa; Arthropoda; Insecta; Hemiptera; Pseudococcidae
Exons: 2
Coding region: 127-2397 (756 amino acids)
Source: RefSeq, a predicted model, not a curated record
CAUUGACGAUAGGUACUCAAUACUCAUACAGCCGAUAGGUAAUCUAUAUCGAUUCAAUUUGAAUUCAACUGAUAUACGGAUACAUUCGAUUUGCUUUUGCGUUGAGUUUUUGUUGCAUUUCCGGAUAUGAAUUUCCCAUUUCUCGUAUUUUAUUUCACCAUCGUAAAAGCACUAGACGAGUGGAAAUUCACGCAAGUUUUAACAAAAACCAAUCCAGUUUCUUUAACCGACCCCAAAGCAAAUCCCAUAAAAAUAAUACCCAGCUUCAAGAGCCUAAUCAAAGAUUCCGAUAUAUGGGUCGAUAAGUCGCUCAUCAUCAGUGAAAUUUGGGAAAACCCUGCACGUGUUUUUAUCGUCACUGCUCCACGACGAUGGGGUAAGACGACCAUUGCCUCGAUGAUAGGUUACUAUCACGAGCUUCCAUUGAAAGAAGACGGAUCCGAAGCAAAUAGAACGACAUCUGGAAAUUAUCUAUAUUUUACAGAAGGAAAAAUCACAGGAAUUAAUCCGAGUCGAUGUAACGCCCAACCUCUAAUCUCCAAAGAAAAAUCUCUCAACUCGGAGCAUUUAGCCAACCAUCCGGUCAUAUAUUUCGAAGGAGUAAGCUUCAGUAUCGACGAUAAUUUUCUUUCUUCUUAUCGUUCAAUGAUUCGAGAAACAUACCAAAUGCAUUCCAGUCUACAUAAAAUUUUAAUCGAUAAAUCUUCGACGGCAAAAAACGAUGCGGAAAAAGCGCAGAUUUUGACCGAUUUAUGCAAUUUCGAACAAUUUUACCAGAAAUCUGAAAUAGAAAAGUUGACUGCUCACGAUUUAACAUCCAGCAUACGAAUUUUAACCGAUUUAUUGGCCAAGACGUAUAAAAGAAAAGUAAUCAUCAUUUUCGACGAAUACGACAGUUUCAUUUCGGAUACGUAUUUUUUACGAAGUUUUCAAGAACUUCCGUCAUCGAAACUGGAAAAUAACUUGGUAAAGUUUUUCAAAGCGUUCGUGAACGAUACCUUUAAAUGCAACGAAAACUUAGCCAAAGGUAUCAUUACCGGAAUUUUACCAAUACACGAAGCUAUAGGUUUAUCCGACAUGAAAAACGUGGUUUUCAAACACGCGUUCGGUAAAGACAGUUUUUUACCAUAUUACGGAAUUUUUGAAAAAGAACUUCGCGACUUGAGCAAUAAAAGAGGAGUUGACCAAAGCUUAGUCAGUCACGCUGUCGCCAGAUAUGACGGAUACCACCUCUUAAGCCAACCGAAAAUUUCAAUAUACCCUACUUAUUCCAUUAUCGAAUUUAUUAACGCGCAUUUGGUGGGAAAUUACUGGACAUCUACCAGUAUGAGCGAAGGCCUCAUAUUGCUAUUAGAACACGAAGAUUUCAGAAACGAUGUAGCAAAUAUAUUGAAAACCUGGCGCGGACAUGAACCUCCCUUUGAAAUUCAAUACGAACACAUGCUGCAGCUCACAUUACAAGAUUUUAGCUUAAUUCAUUCCAUCGAUCAUAAAAAAAUCAAUUACACAUCGAGCAAACACAGAGACACGGUUUUUUCAUUCCUCGUAUCAGCUGGAUACAUUUCAGUGCAUCCAGAUCAACAGAUCAGCGCCGAAAACGCCAAAGUCGCCGUAACUAUACCCAACACAGAAAUAUUCAUGGAUAUGAAAAAGAAAUUUAUACGAUCGUUGCAGCAUACCACAGGUUUAGAGAUUACUGGAAAAGCUUCGUUAAAAGAAUACAUGAAACACAACGACAGCGCAAAGCUAAAAACGCUAGCGAAAUCAUUAUCUAAAUUCGUGUUCAAGACGACGCAAAACAUACCCACUUCUAAAAUGAAUAAAGCAAUCGAUGUCUUAUCGCAAGCUCUCAACCAUCCUAGUUGCAUCUCCGGCAACAUGAAAACAUUUGAAACCCUUAUACUGGCAUAUUUCCUGGAGAAUUCCCUGCACCGUGCCCCUCUCGAGGAGCAAGACGCUUUCAAAGAUGAAAUUAUCAAGAAGCGAGUAAUAGACGUAUUUUUUAUGGACGACUGUAAAACAUCAGCGGUGAUCGUUCAGCCAAAAUAUAUUCACGUCGAAGAUCCGAAAUUGAAUCCUCUGCUGGGUGUAUUUCAGCAAUGCCUCAGCUACAUCUCGUUUUUUCGAUCGUUCGAUGUACCUGUGGUGAAUUUCUUGGCUGUUUUAGUUCAUCAGAAUUCGACGGUCGAGUUGAUGAGUAUCGGAAUGGAGUCUCAUGAAGUGAAGGAAUGGAUCUCUGAUGCGGUUCAAUUUAGCGAGAGUAAGCCAGAUUUAAAGGGGGAGUUUCUUCGCGGCAAUUGGUCUAGAAGAAUGUUCAGAAAGCUGAACGAUACAAUGCCAUCUAGAAUUUGGUACGCAAAAGAGGAUCCAAACCUGUCACAAUCUGUGCAUAUUUAAAGACUUCCGUUUCAAUUCUUUUCAUUUUUCCAAAAUAAAGAACGUUUAAACGUAUUAAAUAAGUUUACAACAAUUUUUUUAGACAAUAAUUCAAUGAUUAGGAGGUUGCGAAAAAAAGUCAGAGGAUUUUGACCAAAUUCAGUGCGAAAAACUUU